CCGCUGAAACCGCGCUUCACCGAGAAACGAGGCGUGUCGAGGAGAAGAGAAGCGUCCAUAGACUGCGACGACAAGACCAAACAAAGGGGACGCGGAGGACGCGACGACCGUCAAUGAGCAUAGGUUGUCAAUCGCUUACCAUCGCGCAUAGGAAGUAUCGAUGCCGAUGGGACGCGCUCGCAGGAGGUGAGCCGGAUAUCUUUGUCUACCAUGACCUCACUGGACUGCCACGACGCCUGAGCUCACCCUAUGUGCCUCACGCGAGAUAAUCGCGAGGCGCCUCGCUGCACCGUCAAUCAUGCGAUCCCAAGCUGCAUGUCUAAUCAGCAGCCCUUCCUUCUGCAGCCGCCGCUACUCAUGUUGUCUAAUCAUCACCUCAAUGCAACCUUCAUGUCUAAUCACCCUGCACUCGCGUGUGUCUUGUCUAAUCACUGGUUCGACGUUAUUACGGUUCAUCGCCGCGCGUCUCGCUUAAUGCGCUGCCUGGGUCGCCUCGGAAUUGCCGCUUACGCCCUGGUCUGCUGGCACGGCGCUGCCUUGCGUCGGCGCUACGACCCGACUCGUGCAUGCUUUUGUCUCGACGCGUGCGCGCCCUUGUCUCCCAACUCGCAUUGCCUUUGUCCUGAUUCGCCCGCGCCUUCUGAGUCGAGCCACCGUACGUGCACUCCCCCGCGGCGGCGCGCCGUGCGUCCUCUCGGCGGUCGUGACUCACGGCCAUUCCGACUCGUGUCUGCAUCCGCCGCGCUCGUGUGGACCCUCUGUGCUGCCGCUCCCUCUGUGAGGCGCCCCUGCUGUGCUCGAGCUUCCUCUUCUGGUGUAAUGGCUCGCGCGCUUGACUCCUUGGUAUGGCGCAGUGACUCCCUCUGACACACAGCUCUCGUCUUCUUGUCUGCGCGCACAGCACCAACGAUGUCGCCGCGCCACCCGACUUUCAUGCGCGCACCCUGCCCUUCAUGGAGACGGUGCCCACAACUACAGCAUACGAGUAUACAGAAUGCACGGUCCAUCGUCUUAGGCUCCCGGUCCUCGGCGCGCCCAUGCAUGUACUACGAGUAUGCCUUCGGACGCCCAC
This is a messenger RNA of Schizophyllum commune H4-8, 1072 nucleotides long. RefSeq lists its product as uncharacterized. The coding region runs from base 250 to 867 and encodes 205 amino acids. Lineage: Eukaryota; Fungi; Basidiomycota; Agaricomycetes; Agaricales; Schizophyllaceae. The record is from RefSeq and is a predicted model, not a curated record. The transcript is spliced from 3 exons.